Messenger RNA from Octodon degus (degu), 1562 nucleotides. It is a transcript of the gene Dera, whose product is annotated as deoxyribose-phosphate aldolase. Gene Ontology annotation, molecular function: deoxyribose-phosphate aldolase activity. The record is from RefSeq and is a predicted model, not a curated record. Gene Ontology annotation, cellular component: cytoplasm. Bases 48 to 1004 code for a protein of 318 amino acids. Gene Ontology annotation, biological process: deoxyribonucleotide catabolic process; carbohydrate catabolic process. NCBI's taxonomy places the organism in Eukaryota, Metazoa, Chordata, Mammalia, Rodentia, Octodontidae. The transcript has 9 exons.
CAGACGCCGGGAGGCGGCGCUCCAGUCUGCAGCCGCGCGUCCGCGCCAUGGCAUCGCGCAGCUGCGGCACCGAGCUCGACCUUAGCUGGAUCUCCAAAAUACAAGUGAAUCAGCCGGCAGUUCUGAGGCGGGCAGAACAAAUCCAGGCUCGCAGAACUGUGAAGAAGGAGUGGCAGGCUGCUUGGCUCCUGAAAGCAGUUACCUGUAUAGAUCUCACUUCACUGUCGGGUGAUGAUACCUUUUCCAGUAUUCAAAGGCUCUGUUAUAAAGCCAAAUACCCAAUCCGGGAAGAUCUCCUAAAAGCCUUACAUAUGUAUGAUGAAGGCAUCACUACGGCUGCCGUUUGUGUUUAUCCUGCCCGGGUUUGUGAUGCUGUGAAAGCACUAAAGGCUGCGGGCUGUGACAUUCCAGUGGCGUCAGUGGCCACUGGCUUUCCAGCUGCACAAACUCAUUUACAAACACGAUUAGAAGAGAUCAGAUUGGCUGUGGAAGAUGGGGCUACGGAAAUCGACGUGGUCAUUAACAGGACUCUGGUGCUGACCGGCCAGUGGGAAGCUCUGUACGAUGAGAUUCGUCAGUUCCGCCAGGCCUGUGGGGAGGCUCAUCUCAAAACCAUCCUAGCCGCAGGAGAACUCGGAUGUCUUACUAAUGUUUAUAAAGCCAGUAUGCUAGCAAUGAUGGCAGGAUCAGACUUUAUUAAGACCUCUACUGGAAAAGAAACAGUAAAUGCCACCUUCCCAGUAGCUAUCGUAAUGCUAAGAGCCAUUAGAGAUUUCUUCUGGAAAACUGGAAAUAAGGUGGGCUUUAAACCUGCGGGAGGCAUCCGCACUGCCAAGGAUGCCCUGACCUGGCUCUCACUUAUAAAGGAGGAGCUAGGGGACGAGUGGUUGAAGCCAGAACUCUUUCGCAUAGGUGCCAGCUCGCUGCUCUCAGACAUUGAGCGGCAGAUUUACCAUCAUGUGACUGGAAGAUACCCGGCUAAUCAUGAUCUUCCGAUGUCCUGAAUCAGCAACCUGCCUCAGAGAAGUUCUUUGCAACAGUGUUUUUUGUUGUUUUUUUUUUAAUUGUUUUCCCAUAAUUGCUAGUCAUGCUACUAAAAAUUAGGGAAAUAGAUAACUUUUUUUUUCUCUUAAAAUUUAUACUGAACUUAGACCUCAGAAUGAAAGGAAAAGCAAACUAAUCUUUCUGUGGCCCUGUUUCAAGUAUGAAAUGAUUUUAAUUACCAAAAAAAAAAAAAAAAAAUCUAUACUGUUCAUUUUGUGAAGGUAUUUUCAUAAAAACUCCAGGUAAAAUAUUCGUGAUUGCUUAGAUGCAUUCAAAUUCUAAAGAGGGGAGGAAUGAAACUACCCAGGCAGUAUGCCCAGCAAACGAAAUUAUAACACCACAAGCUUCCCCUGUAAUAAUCCCAGGAGCGACCAAGUCCACACUGGAUUUCCUGCCAUGAAGUUCCAUCCUUGAUUUUUGUGGAGGAGAUGUCUCUUUUUACUAAUUGUUAUACUGGUCAAAUUUCUGAUAUUGUUAUAUGGAACUAUGAAUUUCAAUCAAUUUUUAAAUAAAAACCU